Molecule: messenger RNA, 424 nt
Organism: Scatophagus argus
Lineage: Eukaryota; Metazoa; Chordata; Actinopteri; Scatophagidae
Gene: ndufa3
Product: NADH:ubiquinone oxidoreductase subunit A3
Exons: 4
Coding region: 75-326 (83 amino acids)
Cellular component (GO): mitochondrial inner membrane
Source: RefSeq, a predicted model, not a curated record
GCAGAAAUUACACGUAGUACACAGUUACUACAUUUCCCGUGAUCACCCACUCAGUUGAAACUACACAAGACAAAAUGGCGGGAGUCGCAGCGUUCUUGAAGAAUGCGUGGAAUAAGGAGCCCGUUAUCGUGGUCUCCUGUGCUUUUGGACUGUUAGGUUCUAUUAUUCCAUUCGUCAGCCCCAUCACAAAGUAUUCAGCAAUGAUGAAUUCAGCUGUGCCAUACAACUACCCAGUCCCUGUGCGGGAUGAUGGAAAUAUGCCUGAUGUCCCCGCCCAUCCGCGUGAACCAAAAGGAAACAACUUGGAGUGGUUCAAAAACCUAUAACUUCACAGUCUCACAAUCAACACUUGUGCUGUUCCUCUGGUCAUACAUGUCUGCGUAUCUCCUCCACUUGUCUAUUAAAAAUUGUCUAUUUAAUUCUA